This is a messenger RNA of Pyricularia grisea, 2351 nucleotides long. RefSeq lists its product as uncharacterized. The transcript is spliced from 3 exons. Gene Ontology annotation, molecular function: calcium ion binding; mannosyl-oligosaccharide 1,2-alpha-mannosidase activity. Gene Ontology annotation, biological process: carbohydrate metabolic process; N-glycan processing. Gene Ontology annotation, cellular component: Golgi membrane; endoplasmic reticulum. The coding region runs from base 221 to 1990 and encodes 589 amino acids. Lineage: Eukaryota; Fungi; Ascomycota; Sordariomycetes; Magnaporthales; Pyriculariaceae. The record is from RefSeq and is a predicted model, not a curated record.
UUUAUUGUUUUUUUUUUUUUUUUUUUUUUUCUUUUCUCUUCCAUUCUCCCAUACCUACGGCUCAGAUGCGUUCGUGGGUCACUCAUUGUACCGUCGCUCUCUUUCUUUUUUUAGUGUCCAGGUCGAGUCUCCGGAUGAAGCCACACGAGAACUUUUCGAUAUAGUUUCUUCCCAACAGACAGGUGUUUUGUAAUUUAAGCCCAUCCGAAACUCAUUAACGAUGGUGGCCUUUUUUACGCCUCGCCGUACGGGCAAGCGUCUGAUUCUUAUGUUGGCUAUUGCCUUGACCGGAACCUUCUUCUUGUCCCAGAUCCUCUUGACCUUCUCGCCCUCGACGCCAUCCUCUAUUGAGCAAACAUCAUGGUUAUCCGGCUGGUUCCGUCGGGACUGGGCGCGCAGGCAGGAGAACUUCCCUGUUAACAGGUCUUUAAUGGUCCGACCGCCAUCGCUUCCUCCGCGACGCCUGCCGCGGGUGCAACACAAGUUUGCAGCCCCUGAUGCAGAGUUCCGAAAACUGCAGGCGACCAGACGGGCGGUCGUGAAGCAGGCCUUUGAAAAGUCGUGGGGCAGCUACCGUAAAUACGCCUGGGGUUACGAUGAGCUGCUCCCCGUGACGCUUGAAGGUUACAACAGCUUUGCCGGCUGGGGAGCCACGCUCGUUGACAGUCUCGACUCUCUAUGGAUCAUGGGAAUGAAGGAUGAUUUUGCCGAGGCCGUAAAGGCAGUCAAAAAAAUCAACUGGUCCAAGUCAAGCGGUCUUGCGUGCUCACUCUUCGAAACCAACAUCCGCUACCUUGGCGGGUUGCUUUCGGCCUAUGAUUUGAGCCAAGAGAGAGUACUGCUCGACAAGGCCGUGGAGCUGGCACAUAUGCUAUACGCAGCGUUUGACAAUGAGUACAGACUGCCAGUGAACGCAUUCAAUUUUGAAGACGCGUGGUAUGGGGACCUUCGGCUUUCGUACAGGGAAGUGGCCGCUGCAGUCGGCUCCUUGUCCCUCGAAUUUACCAGAGUGACUCAGCUCACGGGCGAUCCAAAGUUCUACGAUGCCAUUGACAGGAUCAAGGUUCACUUGAGCGAUUCCCAAAACGAGACACGAGUGCCUGGGCUGUGGCCCAUUUCCUUUGAUUUGCAAAACGGAUUCCAAGCGCAGGAUACCUUCUUCACUCUUGGCGCGCAGGCGGACUCACUGUAUGAAUAUCUGCCAAAGAUGUACGCCCUGCUUGGUGGACUGGACCAGACGUAUGCAACCAUGCACAGAACUGCAAUGGAUGCAGCCGAAAAGCACAUACUCUUCCGACCCAUGAUACCCGACAAUGACGUGGACAUUUUGUUCCCUGGAAACCUUCGAGCCUAUGUCUCUUCCGGCGAUGUUCAGCUGUCGCCUGAAGUCCAACAUCUUGGCUGCUUCACCGGUGGCAUGUACGCACUCGGAGGCCGUCUACUCAACAACGACAGCCACGUCGAGCUGGGCAAGCAGCUGGCCCGCGGCUGUGCCUGGGCAUACAAGGCGACCGUCUCAGGCAUCAUGCCUGAGGUUGGAUCCAUGGUGGCAUGCGAAGAGCCCAAGCUGGCCAAGUGCAAAUGGAACAAGUCCAUAUUCGAGGCCAAGGGUGGUGGCGGUUCCCGAAACGAAGGAAUGCCCGCAGCGUUCGCGAGCAUCACAGACUAUCGGUACAUCUUGAGGCCCGAAGCCAUCGAGAGCGUCUUUAUCCUCUAUCGAAUCACGGGCGACCGGGAAUGGCUGGACUGGGCCUGGGAAAUGUUCGAGUCGAUCAAAAAGGCCACCGAGACCGAGAAGGCAUUUUCAGCCAUUGCAAAUGUUUUGGCGCCUGGCAGUCGCACGAACAAAGCCGAUGGCAUGGAGAGUUUUUGGCUCGCAGAAACGCUCAAGUACUUUUACCUAAUCUUCUCUGACCCGGAUCUGAUUAGUCUGGAUGAUUAUGUACUUAAUACGGAAGCACACCCCUUGAAGAUUCCCAAGCCGACGUAGGAGACGGGGCUUUUCUGGGAGCAUGGAAAAGAGUAGUGCUUGGGACUCAACGAAUCUAUCAAGAAUCGCCGGCAGAGCCUUGUAUUUUAGCCGAAAGGCUAUCGUACAGCGAGUUUUGACAGAUAAGUAAAAUGGUUUUGUCAUAAUGACAUGAGAUUGUUUAGAAGGGGCAGAAUGGCAAAUUUGAACGAAACUGACCAGGCACGGAAAUGAAUCAUACCUCCGAGGAGCUAAGCAAAGCCUCCAUGUAUGUCAGUAGAAGUCCCGAGCUUCGUGACAUUUGCCAACAAGUCUUGGUGAACGGAAAAAAUUCCCAGCUUAAAUUGAAAGCCAUACAAUCCUAAAACUUCGCUCUCCGAGG